AAUCACGAGCGUCUAGCCAACUAGGCACUACCAAACAAGAUAACAUCACAAGAUAUUUUCCACAUCCCACUAUCCCAGAAUAUCCUCUUUAACCCAUGGUUAAGCUAACUCACCUACCCUUAACCAUGGUUAAUUAUCCCAAUCCUCACUAAACCCACACUCGCCCCAAACCUUACUCCAGUCCUAUAAAAUCCCUCAUUUCAACAUCACAAAUUCCAUCGCUUCCUAUUUCCUUCUCUUCUUACGAUCAAAUUUAGGGUUUCGAAUUUUCUAUCCUCUUCCUCAAAAAUGUCUGACGGCGCUGAACACAGAUGUUUCGUCGGCGGCCUUGCAUGGGCCACCGAUGAUCAAGCUUUGGAGACUGCUUUCAAUAAAUUCGGUCCGGUCGUUGAUUCGAAGGUAAUUAACGACAGAGAAACCGGCAGAUCUAGAGGAUUUGGAUUUGUGACUUUCGAGACCAAAGAUGCUCUUGACGCUGCAAUUGAAGGAAUGAACGGUCAGACACUUGACGACCGUCAGAUCACUGUCAACGAGGCUCAGUCUCGCAGUGGUGGUGGAGGCGGUGGUGGCUUCCGCAGCGGUGGAGGAGGUGGUGGUUACGGAGGAGGCGGUCGUCGGGAAGGUGGAGGCGGCGGUUACGGAGGAGGUGGAGGUUAUGGAGGAGGAGGCCGUCGUGAAGGCGGUGGUGGAGGUUACGGAGGAGGUGGUGGGUAUGGAGGAGGAGGAGGCCGUCGUGAAGGUGGAGGUGGUGGUGGUGGUUACUCCCGUGGCGGUGAAGGUGGUGGAAGCUGGAGGAGUUAGGUUUUUUUACCUGACCUUCGCAUCACUAUCAUCUAUGUUAUCGUUUUUCAGUUAAAAAAAAGGUUCUGUUUUACUGAUACUCCGUAGAUGGUUAUCAUUAGGUGAUACCGGAUUCUGAGUUACUUUAAUGUGAUGGAUCCUUAAUUAAAGGGUGUUAUGGUUGAUUGUAUUACUUUGUAGUGAGGAUGUUGCUGUUAGUUUGUAAUUAAAUGGAUAGUGUCAGCCUUGAAAGUAAUGAAAAAAAAUGAUCGAAUGCCAAAUAUUCUGUGUUAAA
Messenger RNA from Spinacia oleracea (spinach), 1075 nucleotides. Its product is annotated as glycine-rich RNA-binding, abscisic acid-inducible protein. Bases 289 to 801 code for a protein of 170 amino acids. The transcript has 2 exons. Lineage: Eukaryota; Viridiplantae; Streptophyta; Magnoliopsida; Caryophyllales; Amaranthaceae. Gene Ontology annotation, molecular function: RNA binding. The record is from RefSeq and is a predicted model, not a curated record.